AUGGAGCAGACAGCAAGCAGUACAGGAGAAAAGAUUAUUUUAGUGCCAUUUUUGUCAGAAAUGACUGGUAUUUAUCAUAAAUGGAUGCUUGAUCCAUUCAUUAGAGAAAUGACUUGCACUGAUGAACUUGACUUAGAUGAAGUAAAAAGCAUAUAGAAAUCAUAUCUCAAUGAUUCCAAGGACUUAGUUUUCUUGAUCUUAGACUUGACUAAUGAGGAUCAAUAGUUAUAAAAAGAUAAUUAUAUUCCUUAGCUAGAUCAAAUCUUAGAGUAGCACAAAGAUUAAUUAAUAGAUAAAAUUAAAAGACCUGCAUUAGCUGGAGAUAUAAACUUAUUUUUGCAAAGAAAUAAUGAAGAUUUAACUUAAGGUGAACUUAAUGUAAUGAUAGCUGAGUAAAAAUGCCAAAGGAAAGGUUUAGCUUAAGAGGCUAUUAAGAUGAUAAUGCAAUAUGGAGUGAAAUAUCAUGGCCAGAGAAGCUUUAUUGCAAAGAUAUCAAAUACUAAUACUUCAUCUAUAGAGCUAUUCAAGAAAUUAGGCUUCCAUUUGGAAAAAGAGAUUGAGGCUUUUGAGGAGGUACAUUAUGUUAUUAGUAAUAAAGAUUUAUAAGAGCAGGGUGAAUUUAUUGUUUAUAAUUAUUGA
This is a messenger RNA of Stylonychia lemnae, 639 nucleotides long. The record is from the annotation of a GenBank genome assembly. NCBI's taxonomy places the organism in Eukaryota, Ciliophora, Spirotrichea, Sporadotrichida, Oxytrichidae.